GCUGAGAUGCAACUUCCUGAAGUAGAGGUAUUUGUCAUAACUUCGAGCUCGAUCCCAACACGGACAAACAAAAACAUACAGAAGCAAGAAUAUUUGUGAUCAAUUUGCCUAGGCUCUUGCCAGAAGUGGGCGGGAGGGGGGCGACCGAACAGAAGGCUGUUAGAAAUCAGUGCGCUGACGCCUCCUGCUCUAACGUUAGUGGAGUUAGCUGGAUAACGCUAUCUUUUCAUUAUUAGCCGCCCAGUUUGAAAAUGGCAGACGAGCUCGCGAUCAAGCUCAGCCGUCGGAUCCAGAUUGAAGAAGGAGCCGAGGAUCCUGUUGCUGUGGACGUCCCCGGACACCAGAAUGGGUCUGAAGACAAACCGAGUACGGCCAGCGCGGACGCGGAGCUGGGUGCACUGCUGAUGCGGAGAGAGGGGCUGAACGAGGGGCUGGGUGAGCCCUGCCAGCCCAGCAUGAAGGUCUUCAAUCCCUACACAGAGUUCAAAGAGUUCUCCCGACACCAGAUCAGAGACAUGGAGAAGCUGUUCAAAACGUAUGAUGCUGGGAAAGACAACUACAUUGACCUGAUGGAGCUGAAACUGAUGAUGGAGAAGCUUGAUGCUCCACAGACACACAUCGGCUUGAAGAACAUGAUCAAGGAGGUGGACGAGGACCUGGACAACAAGCUCAGCUUCAGAGAGUUCCUACUCAUCUUCAGGAAGGCAGCAGCAGGAGAGCUGGCAGAGGACAGUGGCCUCAGAGUCCUCGCUCGCCUCUCUGAAAUCGAUGUCUCCGCAGAGGGGGUCAAAGGAGCCAAGACCUUCUUUGAAGCCAAAGUCAAGGCCAUCAAUGACUCCAAUCGUUUUGAGGCAGAGAUCCGCCAGGAGCAGGAGGCCAAAAAGAAGCAGGCCGAGGAGCAGAAACAGAGACGCGCUGCUUUCAAAGACCUGCAGUCAGCCUUCAAGUGACCAUCUGCCCUCUCUUCCCUCUCAGGACCUGUGGCUCUCUGUGCUGCACUAAUGAUGUCAGUUUGUCAGUGUGUGUGUGAAUGCUCCAUGUAUGCAGACAGUGGUCCCACAUGGUGGUCAGUAGUCUACGAUGCAUUAUGUACAUUAUGAAAAAUCAGCACUGUUUUUUUAGUUAAAGGAUAAAGAAUCAAUGAUCAAUCAGUCUAGAAUCAUCUAUUCAUUCAGCUCUGGAGCUCAGUAAGGCCUCAUUUCCACUAAGCAGUCUUGUUCCUUUCAAUUCAGGACAUUCCACAUUAGAAUGGUUACUUUCCUUUCCAUUGUCUCAAGUUGUGGAGGGUACCAAUAAAACACUCAUUCCCGUCCAUAUUGUUUAUACCUCUCUUGCCUGGUAUACACUUCAGUGAUGAUUGGAUUGUCAGGCACUUCAAAAUAAUGGAUUUGAAUUUCAACCGGUUUAUGCGAAUGGCUAGUAUUCUAUUUCCUUACUUGGAGAGGAGAAAAGAAGUUUUGGAUAAUGUUUCUGUGCGCUCUGGCAGCACCACUCCCCUGCUCUGCUUCAAAAGCCUCAGCUUGUUCUUUAUUGUGCUGAAAUGUUGUGCAACCCCAUUCAGUGGCUGAUCAGCAAGGCGCAAACUGUCCUUUGCAUCAUCGCUAAAGAGAAAAUAUAGAAAGAGCUCGAUGGAUCAGUGAUGCAGCCAUUACCAUCAGUCAUGAGAGCACUGUCUGUGGUGUACAGGUACACAGUUUAGGUGCAUGUGGUUCUAAGGGUACUACUGGUAUAUCAAAAGUGUUUGGUAAAAAUGCUGCUUAACACUCUGAAACAGCAGAGCCAUUUGUGCUGAGCUAAAUGAAUAAAUGAGUCUUACAAUAUUUGUCAUCCACCACUGUGUCCCCAACAUCACAGAGCCACUUUUUACCCACAUGUCAACACUGUGCUGUCUAUGUCAGCACUUCAGGGGUGCUGAAGCAGAGGCCUCUAACAAAAAAUGGUUGAAAUGAUUGUCAGUGUGAAAACUUUUCAAAGCAGGAAAAUCCUCCCUCAUAGUGGAAUAAACUGCUCUGCAGUGUUUUAGUGUUACUGCUGUUGGCAUGCAAUAUUGUCUUACCUGUACCUGGGACAGAACACACACACAGCCACUCAGGGUAGGCAGUUUUCAGUCCCCACGCCCAGAACCCUUUUGUGUUGGGAGCGUUAAUCUGUAAAUUAUAGCUAAAAUGACCCAGCGUCCACCUUAUUAUUUUUGUAGACUAGUGAUGAAUGCACUUGUGUCACUGUUAUGGCUACUGUGUAUGUAGCUUGUCUGCGUAAUAUUUGACUUAAAGGGAUACUUUGUCAUUUUCAAUCAGUUUUGUAUCAUUACAAUAUGGGUAUAUGUGUAAAUAAACUGAGAUAAACUUCCCUCCAUCUAACCACAGCCCAGAUCUCCCUGAUCAUCUCAGCUCUGUGAUGUCUUCCAGCAGAUUUUUUUUUCGCUGGCUUCAGUGCCAUUACUUGAAUUACAGAUUGUGCUUCUGCAUUUUCAUAUUGUCUCUAUGUCUCUCUAAUAUUAACCCAGAUUAUGUUACUCUAUUUCCCAUUUCUUGACUAAAAUGUCUUCAAAAACAUAUUUUAGACAGCUGUUGAACUAUUGUUUGUUAUAUUGUGUCAUGUGUAAAAACAGCCAAGCUCGCAUUACAAGCAGGAGCAUUUAUUGGUCCAGUGUGGUGCAGUAGAUUCUGCUAGAUUUAGAUUUUCUAUCUCUUGAGCAAAAGCAAAUGCCACAGUCCUUUUUCUCUGUUUUCUCUGGUCAUAAAACACCAGUUUGAAAAAUCUUUGCAUCUUUCUACUGCACAGACAGCCCAGUUUUAUACAAAGACCAUCCAGUGUUUCCCAUUAAUUAACGAAACUAUAGCGGUCCGCCAUAGUUUAAUUUGACCCGCCAUAGUUUAUAAAAAAAAGAUUUAGGCUGCCGAAAGUAUUGACUUCUCAUGAUAUAAAUAAUAUCUCGAAUGCCGUAGCGUUUUGUGCCGAUGUGCUCAGGCUGUCAGAUCCAGCGCUCGACAGUGGGAGCAUUUCACUCCACUAAAAAUAGGUGUGUGCGAACUGUAAAAAAUAUUUAGGGGCACAUGUGCGCAUAAAAAAAAAAAAUCAGCCAAAGCAGCCUAUAUUUUUGUCAAUAAAAAAAUAUGAUAAUCUAACUGCAAAUGUUGGAGGAACUCCAGCCGCCUUCCCUCUUCCCCGUGUGACACGGUUAUGGGCGGUUUUCCAAGCCACUGUCGGCACAAUGAAUCUAAGUCCCACUGUCGGCAGGGUGGAAAUAAGUCAAAGGGCUUUAGUUUCCCGGCGCAGCGCAGGGUGGCGAACCCCACGCAGAGCUAGUUUCGAGCAGCGCAACCCGAGGUGCGUUCAGUUUGGUAGUUUGGCAGACCGAGGUGCGCAGAGAUGGGUGUGGUGGUGCAGCAGGGGGAGGUGUCAACAGAUCCAGCUUGGCGCAGUGACAGUUUCGUGCCAAAAGGCUUCGGCUAAAAGCUUGCCAGCUGAAACCAGGUCUACUGUCAGCGCAGGCGGAGCGCAGCCGGUGCCGAAGCCGAAGUUUGGCUGACCGGCGGACAGUGCGCACACGUCACCAAAACCUCACAGGCAGGUUUCCAGAAUGUCAGGCACAUUAACAAUGCAAUAAAUACCCCCAAAAAAAACACUAUUCAAUGCAGCUAUCUGCAAUCAGCACAUAAAUGUAUAUCGACUGUCCCGUCACAUCUGAUGUCAGAUCAAAGGGGAUUGGCACCGUUUGGCACGCGUAAUGGAAACCCAACAUGAUUUGAUUAAACAGCUGCAAACUAGUGAGUUCACAUCCCUCUCAGCCAACCACCAACAGCCACAGCAUCAGAUAGGGAGUGUAUAUUCAACAUCUGUCAUCUUAGAAAAGUCAAAAGAAAAGAAACAGAGUGAGACUGCGUGAGAGAAAGAGAGAGCAUGCGCGCGCACGAGAGAAACGCAUCAUUGAUUUACAAUUGUGGUGACCUCCUCCCAGGCCACCUUUGCAUCAUCAGCCCGUGGAGGU
Epinephelus fuscoguttatus (brown-marbled grouper) is the source of this 3991-nucleotide messenger RNA. Its product is annotated as EF-hand domain-containing protein D2-like. NCBI's taxonomy places the organism in Eukaryota, Metazoa, Chordata, Actinopteri, Perciformes, Serranidae. The record is from RefSeq and is a predicted model, not a curated record. The transcript has 4 exons. Gene Ontology annotation, molecular function: calcium ion binding. The coding region runs from base 252 to 950 and encodes 232 amino acids.